AGUGUGUCGUGAAUUAGUUGUGAGUUUUAAAACUGUCGAACUUUGUGAACAUUUUUUUGGUGUUGAUAGUGGCGGCAAAUUGGAUCGCGCAAAAAUCCAAUCCUGCUUCAGGAGAUAAGACUCACCACACAAAACCAUCAACAACAGCCAGAUAAUUUGAACAGAAACAAUAAAAAUAUUCAUCCGAGCACAAAUACAUUCGAAUAACAUUGUUGAUAAAAAUUAAAAAUCGACAUUAUUUGCGAUGUCUGGCAAAAUGGAGAAGAUAGUGGGCGUCAAAGAGCUGACAAAGAACCCAGGAGCCAUGUGGAGAGCGCUUUUGGCUGAGUUCAUUGGUAAUGUGCUUCUCAACUUCUUCGGUUGUGCUUCAGUGGUCAAUGUCACGGACCCAAACCAGCCCGCCGACUUAGUUUUGAUAGCCCUGACUUUCGGUCUGACAGUGUUUAUGGUAGUAAUGACAAUAGGACAUGUCAGCGGAGGGCACAUUAACCCUGCGGUCACAUCGGGGAUGCUUGUCACCGGCAGAAUUUCCAUUCUCAAAGGUUUGCUAUAUAUGGUCGCACAAUGUUUGGGAGCAUUGGCUGGAUCAGCAGCUUUGAAGUCGUUAACACCUGAAUCUGUCCAAGGAAUGCUUGGAGUGACCUCACCAGGAGGUCCAGUUAGUCCUGCACAAGCUUUGGGAGUAGAAUUCUUCUUGGGAUUCGUUUUAGUACUUGCCGUGUUUGGAGCAUGUGACGAAAACCGAGACCAGCCCGUCCGUUAUUUGGCACCCCUGAGCGUGGGUCUCACUGUAACAUUGGGCCAUUUGGCAGCUGUUGAUUAUACUGGAUCUGGUAUGAAUCCAGCACGUGCUUUUGGAUCUGCCGCUUUGGCUGGACAUUGGCAAGAUCAUUGGGUCUACUGGGUUGGCCCCAUCCUCGGAGGUAUUGCUGCAGCUUUAUUGUACACAACUGCUUUUACUGCUCCAAAAUUACACACUGUAACUGCUCCAGUCAACGAGAGAUACAGAGUGCCUGCUGAUGAAAAAGAGAUGAAACGCUUAGAUGGCAACAAUAAAAUAGAAGAACCAUGAGAUCUCAUUUCGUAUCAUAAAC
Messenger RNA from Ctenocephalides felis (cat flea), 1094 nucleotides. RefSeq names its product aquaporin AQPAn.G-like. Gene Ontology annotation, molecular function: water channel activity. The coding region runs from base 245 to 1072 and encodes 275 amino acids. Gene Ontology annotation, biological process: transmembrane transport. The record is from RefSeq and is a predicted model, not a curated record. The transcript is spliced from 9 exons. NCBI's taxonomy places the organism in Eukaryota, Metazoa, Arthropoda, Insecta, Siphonaptera, Pulicidae. Gene Ontology annotation, cellular component: plasma membrane.